Aspergillus mulundensis is the source of this 702-nucleotide messenger RNA. RefSeq names its product methyltransferase family protein. The record is from RefSeq and is a predicted model, not a curated record. Gene Ontology annotation, cellular component: membrane; endoplasmic reticulum. Gene Ontology annotation, molecular function: protein C-terminal S-isoprenylcysteine carboxyl O-methyltransferase activity. The coding region runs from base 1 to 702 and encodes 233 amino acids. Lineage: Eukaryota; Fungi; Ascomycota; Eurotiomycetes; Eurotiales; Aspergillaceae. Gene Ontology annotation, biological process: C-terminal protein methylation. The transcript is spliced from 2 exons.
AUGUCUCCAGACAUUCCCCAAACACUCUUCUCUGCCGGCGUCCUCCUCGCCUCAUACCUCACCUACCGCUGCCAGCAACCGCCCAACCCGAAUCCCAGUGCGGCGAAACAAUCAAAUGCGGACCCCUUCACCCGCACCAAGUUCACCCGUCUAAUCGCCUACCAAGGCACCCUCUUCCUCCUCCUCGGCACCAUCCACGCCCUCCUCCCUCUCCUCCCUCCUCAACCCCACGCAUCCGUCUGCCCAGCGCAAAACACCCUGAACCCCUCCCUCUUCACCUGGUCGCCACGCUCAACAAUCCUCCUCACCCUCACAGUCCUCGGCGGCACCCUCCGCCUCCUCUCCUUCGCCCACCUGUCACAGAACUUCACCUUCGCCGUCGCGCGGCCCUCGCGCCUAAUCACGUCCGGCGUAUACGCCUACAUCCAGCACCCCGGUUAUACAGGCGGGAUCCUCGCGCUGGCUGGGUUCAGCAGGCUGGUUCUUCGCACGGACGGCGUGUUUGCUUGCUGGUCUGGCACCAAACUGUGGUCCUGCAUAUGGGUAUUCGUGUAUGCGAACAAGGCGUUUGUUGAAGUGUUUGUGUUCUGGGUUGUUUUUGUACGCGUCCCGAGUGAGGAGCGGAUGCUACGGGAUGCGUUUGGGGCGGAGUGGGAGGGGUAUCAUGCGCGGACGGCGCGGUUUGUGCCGUGGGUGUUGUAG